CUCAACUGAAGUCGCAAGUGCCAUACGUCAAUCGUCAACGUCAAUAGCAAAUGAUAGGUGUCUUUUUCUGUCAUUCUGUCAAAUUAAAUUUCUCUUAAACUUUGAAAAUGUCGAAGAGAGGACGUGGUGGUUCCGCAGGAGCCAAAUUCAGGAUAUCCCUGGCACUUCCUGUAGGUGCUGUUAUCAAUUGUGCUGACAACACGGGAGCAAAAAACUUAUAUGUCAUUGCAGUACAAGGUAUUGGUGGACGUCUCAACAGGCUGCCUGCUGCAGCAGCAGGUGACAUGAUUGUAGCCACUGUGAAAAAGGGUAAACCAGAACUCAGAAAAAAGGUUAUGCCUGCAGUGGUCAUCAGGCAGAGAAAACCUUUCCGUAGGAAGGAUGGUGUCUUCAUAUACUUUGAAGAUAAUGCUGGAGUCAUUGUCAACAACAAAGGAGAAAUGAAAGGGUCUGCUAUUACUGGACCAGUAGCAAAAGAAUGUGCAGAUUUGUGGCCAAGAAUAGCAUCAAAUGCUAGCAGCAUUGCUUGAUAUGUUAUAUUUGUGUACCUUUAAAAAUUGAAAUGAGAGUAAACUUAUUCUCAACAA
Molecule: messenger RNA, 587 nt
Organism: Phaedon cochleariae (mustard beetle)
Lineage: Eukaryota; Metazoa; Arthropoda; Insecta; Coleoptera; Chrysomelidae
Source: the annotation of a GenBank genome assembly